AUGUCUGAGAUAAGUUCGAAGGGUAUAGUGGUCUGGACCGAAGGCAUGCAUAUGGGCAACGGCGACGACAACGACGAUGAAGAUGGGGAAGAAGACGAGGGCGAGGAUGCCGGCUCCUCGGAUAUGGACAUCAGCGUCGGUGAGGAAGACACCCUGGAUCACGACGCCCCCAACGGGCACACAACCAACGACGGAGCGGGAAACUCCCUCACCUCCUCUGUCCUGUCCGAAGUAUCAGAACUCCCGUCGUUAUCGUCGACGAAUACCAGCAAAGCGACGACGCCCGUCGAGGCGGAUGUGUCGAGGGGGCGAGUGGGCGGCGAAGGACCGCAAAACGCAUACCACCAGCCUUCAUACCGCCGCAACGUCGAGAGGCUAGCUCUCCAUAUCCAACCAAAGUCGUCAAUCCCCAGAGAUAUUCCGAGCCAGCAGUAUGCCAGCGAGUGCAUCUUGGCUGCCGAAAUGUCAAGGCUCAACCCUUAUGCCCUGCAUCCCGAAGAGUACCAUCUCUUCCGGCAUCACAUCUCCCACGCUCAAGUAACUACCUAUCUCAACAUCCGGAAUAGCAUACUGCGACUGUGGAUACGGCAACCUUGGGAAUACGUCACGCGCGCGUCAGCCAUAGGAUGUGCCAACACUCGUUGGUUCGACGCCGCCAGCGUCUGCUACGACUGGCUCGUCCGCCGAGGAUACAUCAAUUUUGGCUGCGUCAACAUACCGCAUUCAGCCGACGGCGCUUCGAACACGGAAGGGUCGCCGCGUAAGAAGCAGAAGACCAUUGCCGUCAUUGGCGCCGGGAUAUCGGGGCUGGGAUGCGCCAGGCAGCUGGAAGGGCUGUGCAGGCAACACGCAGACCGGUUUCGCGAGAAAGGUGACGAACCGCCCAGAGUGGUGGUCAUCGAGGGACGGAGCCGUGUCGGCGGCAGGGUGUACUCGCGGGAGUUCAAGACCAGACCGGCGGAGGCGGACCCGUCGUUCCAGGGGAAGCGGCAUACUGCCGAGAUGGGCGGCAUGAUCAUAACGGGCUUCGAUCGUGGCAAUCCCAUCAACAUCCUCGUCAGAGGGCAGUUGGCCCUGCCGUACCACGCCCUUUCGCCGGACACGACGAUAUACGAUACCAAUGGCAGGCCCGUGGAUUCGGAAAGAGACCAGCUCAUUGAGAAGCUGUAUAAUGAUUGCCUCGACCGGGUGAGCGAGUUCAAAUACAUGCCCCCGCAGUCCAAGCUCAUCGAGGGGAACCACGAGCUCAUGGACGAAGGCCGAGACAGCCCCGGAGAUGGAAGCAAGACCAUCAUGCAGGCCGAGGAGGCUAUGGCAGCACUACCUCACGCUCCUCCCGUAUCGAAGCAGAGUGUCCCAGAGCAGGUCAGCAUGGUGCCCGUCUCGUCUGAUAAGCUGACUGGCCGCGUGCAUACCCAGCCCGGUGUCCCCGCGACGCACAAAGCGUCCGACAAGGCACGGCUGAUGGGGUGGACGGUCAAGCCCGGAUCGGCGGCGGGUUCGGAUACCAUCGACCUCCGCCCGGCCACGACGGCAGACGGAGCCACACUCGGUUCUGUCCUCGACUAUGCCAUCUCCCAGUAUAAGCAGAUGGUCGACCUGAACGCCCAGGAUCACCGGCUGAUCAACUGGCACAUUGCCAACCUAGAGUAUAGCAACGCCACCAACUUACACAAACUAAGCCUUCCGCUGUGGGACAUCGACGCGGGCAACGAGUGGGAAGGGCAGCACACCAUGGUCGUUGGCGGCUACCAGAGCGUGGCCCGCGGCCUUCUCCACUGCCCCGACUCGCUCAGCCUCAGGGCCCAGGCGCCGGUCAAGGCGAUCCGUUACAACGCCGUAGACUACGAAGGAACGGCCACGAUCGAGUGCGAGGACGGCACCGUGGUCCAGGCAGACAGCGUCGUGUGUACCAUCCCGCUGGGCGUCCUGAAGCAGAACACGGUCAUAUUCGACCCGCCGCUGCCGCCGUGGAAGGCCGGCGCCGUUGACCGCCUCGGCUUCGGCAUCCUCAACAAGGUAGUCCUCGUGUACGACAAGGUCUUCUGGGAUUCGCAGAGGCACAUCUUCGGAAUUCUGAGAGACGCCCCCAACCGCCACAGCACGUCGCAGGGUGACUACUCGGGCAGUCGCGGGCGAUUCUUCCAGUGGUUCAACGUGUCCAACACGAGUGGUCUCCCCUGCCUUAUCGCCCUGAUGGCGGGCGAUGCCGGCUUCGACACGGAGCACUCGAGCAACGACAGCCUAGUCGCCGAGGCCACGGAACUCCUGCGCAGCGUCUUCGGCCGCGACGUGCCGUAUCCGGUCGAGACCAUCGUCACGCGGUGGGGGUCGGACCGAUUCGCCAGGGGAAGCUACUCGUCGGCGGCCCCGGGCAUGCAGCCGGACGACUACGAUGUCAUGGCGCGGCCCGUGGGAAACCUCUACUUCGCGGGCGAGCACACGAUCGGGUCGCACCCGGCCACGGUGCACGGCGCAUACCUGUCCGGACUGCGGGCCGCGUCGGAGGUGCUCGAGGCGAUGCUGGGCCCGAUCGAAGUGCCGACGCCGCUGGUCUUGCCCAAGGACUCGCUCCUCCUCCACAAGCGCAAGAAGGCGGCCCUGGACCCGCGGCAGGCGCGCCUCGACGCGUACGAGUUCGAGGUAUGGGACCACGUGCGCUCUAGGAUCGGCGACCGGCCCCUCCCGCCCAACAGACCGGCCACCAUCGCCUACCAGAUCUACAGCAGGGAGCACUCGGAUGAGGUCCGCAGGACGUGCGAGGCGACCCGCAAGGCCAACAAGACCAACAAGACCCUCUCCAACGACGUGCGCAUCCUCAUGUCCAAGAUGUGGAAAGAGGCUUCGGCCGAGGACCGCAGGCCCUACGAGGACAGGGCCGCGUCCAACAAGAGCGACUACGCGCACGCCAUGGACAGGUACAAGCGCCGGCUGGAGGAGUGGGACGGACAAGCGGCCGUCCUGCGCGAGGCGUACGAGAGGGAGCAUCCUAGCGUCCCCGGGCCGUACGAGGUUGCUGCUGCCAGGCAGGAAGGUGGGCAACAGAUGCAGUCACCAUCGCAGCCGCAGCAAAAAUAUCGCCGGACGAGACCUGUAAGCUAUGCUGAGCAUUGA
Molecule: messenger RNA, 3114 nt
Organism: Geosmithia morbida
Lineage: Eukaryota; Fungi; Ascomycota; Sordariomycetes; Hypocreales; Bionectriaceae
Product: [histone H3]-N6,N6-dimethyl-L-lysine4 FAD-dependent demethylase
Exons: 2
Coding region: 1-3114 (1037 amino acids)
Molecular function (GO): oxidoreductase activity; protein binding
Source: RefSeq, a predicted model, not a curated record